UCCACCGUCCGGCCAUCGAUAUGACCGCCGUUGCCGCCAAAAGAAGCGUCUGGCCCCCAGAGCAACGCCCAAUCACCACUUGCCGUCACCGGUUGUUGAUUUUGUCGCAAAUCCACCAUGAAGCCAUGAGUAUCCAUCUAACAAAAUUCACAGAUCCGACUGAUUUCGGUGUCGAUUUGGCAACCCGACCUCACCAAUGGACUCCCCUACGUGAGGAGCACCUAGCCCAGCCCUUCGUCGACCGAAACGACCAUCGAAAAACGGAGACCCACAUCGAAGUGAAGAGAUGGGUUUUCAAUCAAGAGGAGGUCAAUAACGAAGGAUGCGAAUGGUGAUUACAAAUAUAUGAUAUUUACAUGCGGGAGGUUGGAUAACAAGGCGAGGCUUGUUGAUAGACUUUCCGUCGAUGGGAAGUGGAAGAUUACAUUGUUUGAAGAUAUCCAUAACCACGAUCUAAGUCCUUGUCAUUCUAGAUUCUUCGUGUGUAACAGAUAAAUAAAUCCGAGUGUGAAAAUGUAACUAGAGAUUAU
Tripterygium wilfordii is the source of this 530-nucleotide messenger RNA. RefSeq lists its product as uncharacterized. Bases 21 to 335 code for a protein of 104 amino acids. Lineage: Eukaryota; Viridiplantae; Streptophyta; Magnoliopsida; Celastrales; Celastraceae. The transcript is spliced from 2 exons. The record is from RefSeq and is a predicted model, not a curated record.